Bursaphelenchus xylophilus (pine wood nematode) is the source of this 957-nucleotide messenger RNA. Lineage: Eukaryota; Metazoa; Nematoda; Chromadorea; Rhabditida; Aphelenchoididae. The record is from the annotation of a GenBank genome assembly.
AUGUUCGGCCUAGACGAAUGGUUCCAAAAUUUCUCGCAGUUCAACCUUGUAGGUCUUAAGAAAGAAACGGUCGCCACCGUCAAAAAUCCAGUGGCCGAAUAUUCGAUUUAUUGGACGUUUAAGGGCAUGCAAGUCAGUAGCUUUAUCGGUGGGUCAGAGUGAUCAUAUUAAGUUCGCUAGUUUGAGGUUUCGAAUUUUUUUUGAUGUUAUCCAUGAAAAUUUCAGGUGGUUUGAUUGUCCAUCCGAUCUAUCGAAUCUACAAAUUGAUGAAUAUUGAUGAAGCAACAAGAACUACAAACACAACAAAGAUCAUUCGAAACACUUCGAGGAGAAUUCAGGUAAAAUUUUGAAUUUUUUUGUCAUCAUUUAUGGCUAUUAUUUGUAAAAUAAUUUAAUUUUAGGGUCGAUUUAUUCUCGCUGGACUUGCUGCCGGUCCGCUAAUUGGAGUUUUUCUGCCAGUGGUUCGAGGGUGGAGUACGGAACGGCUGAAGGAAGAGUGCUAUAAAAUCAGAACCAGCGGAGAUUACCUGGUUUGGGUAGGUCAAGAUGAUUUUUUCUACUUGUUUGUGGUCCAUUACACUUUAUAACGAGGUUUAGAAGAAUGUAAAAUAAAGUAUGAUGUUCAUAUUUCUAGGACAGAGCUACGAUUUGCUGUGGGUUCUUUGGUUGGUAUUGGAAACGCUUCCAAGGCGCGGUUGACGGGGUAAACCUGGCUUUGGCCUACGCCCUGGCCUAUCAUUAUGUAAGAAAUUGAAUUUUCAUUUAAUGAAACAUACGAUAAGAAGUCUUACUUUGUGCUUUUAGGUGCUAAAACACAAGACAUCAGUCAUUUUGAAGGACAAAUUCAAGCCAGAAGAAUUGUAUGACUCCGUAGUGGAAGCCGAAGCAAAACAGGAUUCGUUGAGGGAAAUGUUCAGGUCAAAGAAUUUAUUUCUCGAAGAUAUGAAGAAGAAUUAG